Messenger RNA from Theobroma cacao (cacao), 1175 nucleotides. RefSeq lists its product as uncharacterized. The record is from RefSeq and is a predicted model, not a curated record. Lineage: Eukaryota; Viridiplantae; Streptophyta; Magnoliopsida; Malvales; Malvaceae.
ACAGUUCAUUUCGAACAUUUUAAACUGUUUGAUGAAUUGUCUGAAAGGAAAAAAAAAAAAACAAGCUACUCUGUUCAUACGUUUGUGAGUUACUAAUAUAUUCCAGUCAAUUUGUUGCAAAAGAUUGAGAAAGAAAGGUGGAUGCUAAGCUGACCAACACGUGGCGUUUGACAGUGAAUGAGAAGAAUUUCAUAAAAAACAACUCUGUUUUCUGAAAUAAGAAUAGAUGGUCGAAAACCAUUUGAAUUUCGUGAUAUCAUCAUUGACUUUAGCAUGCGGGUUCUUUCUUGCUUUUAUUAAUGUUUAUUUGCCUGUAAAAUUUCCUGCUUUCCUUACUUUUUCAGCUUUUGAUGUUUUUAGUUGUUUUCUUGGUUUCUUCUUCCUUUUAUUUUGCACUUCUUUUUAUCUCUCUGGGUUUCGGUUGUUCCAGUUUGUUCUUUCUCUUUGUUUUCCGCCUUGCUGCAAAGGUCAAUCGAUGGCAGCUUGUGGAAUGCUUGGAGCCAAAGCGUUGAGACUGUUAGGGAAUUAAGAUUUUUUUUGGAUGGGACUGUUGUUGAAAUAAUCUUGUCCAUGUGCCAGAGACAAGCGGUGAUAAUGUUUGCUGAACGUGACUUCUUAUGGACUGAGGGGGACCCGGGUGCAGCAGGUUACACAAUUAAAGAAGCAGUUACACCCACAAGAAGCACGCUAUUUUCUUGGUAUGAGCAUAUAUUCCUGAACCUUGGUUAUAUUUUGUCGGGAUCUCCUAUAAUUUACCAGGCCAACAACAUUCCCUCAUAUCGAUUGGCCACCCUUGAUACGAUCUCGCACUUGUCGAGGUUCCCCAGCAUCGCAGGAACACUGAAUCUGGUUGGGGAACCCUUCCAACACUUGCGGCGCUGUGGGAACACCAAAUUUCACAUUCUCGGCGAGAUUUGGCCACAAGAACGUUAGAUCUGACGUUCCAUGCUAGAUCCAACGUUCCCAAGCACCGAAAGGCCCUUCCAUCGCUUGUUGGUACUGUGGGAGCACCAGAUCUGGCGUCCCCAAGUUAGAUCUGGCCUCGAGAGCGCCAGAUCUAGCGUUCCUGUUACCGGAUCUACUCGGAGAACGUUUGUUGUCGUUCACAACUAUCGUCCGUGCUAGAGAAAAUUUAGUGAGAGAAGGUUGGGUAGAGAGAUAAAAAAAUAGUUAAG